AGGGACCUUCAGUAUUCCCAACACGGUCAUUAACGCGAUAAAAUUUGAACACGGAAGUGCCAAGCAGGAAAUAAAUCCUGGGGGACAAUAAUAAGGUUACACCCGUGCAAGGGUUUUGAAAGCCUGGAAGCAAGGCAGUCUCAAUACAGACCCCAGCAAUGCGGGUGGCGGACUAAUGCUUUUGAAAUAUGGCUUUUCCUGAGCCAAAACCGCGGGCCCCGGAGCUGCCGCAGAAACGGUUGAAGACGCUGGACUGCGGCCAGGGCGCGGUGCGAGCCGUGCGAUUUAAUGUGGAUGGCAACUACUGUCUGACGUGUGGCAGCGAUAAAACCCUAAAACUGUGGAACCCGUUGCGUGGGACGCUGCUGCGGACGUACAGUGGCCACGGCUACGAAGUGCUGGAUGCGGCCGGCUCCUUUGACAACAGCCAUCUCUGCUCUGGUGGUGGGGACAAGACGGUGGUGCUGUGGGAUGUGGCAUCUGGGCAGGUCGUGCGCAAAUUUCGGGGCCACGCUGGAAAGGUGAACACCGUUCAAUUUAACGAAGAGGCCACAAUCAUCCUGUCUGGUUCUAUCGAUUCCAGUAUCCGAUGCUGGGACUGCCGCUCUCGGAAGCCGGAGCCCGUGCAGACGCUAGAUGAAGCCAGAGAUGGCAUAUCCAGUGUAAAGGUGUCAGACCAUGAGAUCCUGGCAGGCUCUGUGGAUGGCCGCGUGAGGCGCUAUGACCUAAGGAUGGGGCAGCUCUUCUCAGACUACGUGGGCAGCCCCAUCACCUGCACCUGCUUCAGCCGGGAUGGACAGUGCACUCUGAUAUCCAGCCUGGACUCAACUUUGAGGCUUCUAGAUAAAGACACAGGGGAGCUGCUGGGCGAGUAUGUUGGCCAUAAGAACCAAAAGUACAAGCUGGACUGCUGCCUAAGUGAGCGUGACACACAUGUGGUUAGCUGCUCUGAGGAUGGGAAGGUGUUCUUCUGGGACCUGGUAGAGGGUGCCCUGGCACUGGCCCUGCCUGUGGGUUCUAGUGUGGUACAGUCACUGGCUUACCAUCCCAUGGAACCCUGCCUGCUGACAGCCAUGGGGGGCAGCAUCCAGUACUGGCGAGAAGAAACCUAUGAGGCAGAGGGUGGAGCAAGCUGAGGCUUAAGGAUCUGACACCAAGCCAAAGGACCCAGACCAACUCAGAAGACCCAACAAAGACCAUUUAUUCUAGAGACGCUGCUGACCAAGGAGUGGGCGGGCCCAAGAAGGGGUGUAUAAAGUUAAUAAAUAAAGGCAUGGCAAGAA
Molecule: messenger RNA, 1283 nt
Organism: Onychomys torridus (southern grasshopper mouse)
Lineage: Eukaryota; Metazoa; Chordata; Mammalia; Rodentia; Cricetidae
Gene: Wdr83
Product: WD repeat domain 83
Exons: 9
Coding region: 189-1136 (315 amino acids)
Biological process (GO): mRNA splicing, via spliceosome
Cellular component (GO): catalytic step 2 spliceosome
Molecular function (GO): protein binding
Source: RefSeq, a predicted model, not a curated record